Messenger RNA from Vicia villosa (hairy vetch), 1381 nucleotides. Its product is annotated as chloroplast envelope quinone oxidoreductase homolog. Bases 42 to 1037 code for a protein of 331 amino acids. The transcript has 4 exons. NCBI's taxonomy places the organism in Eukaryota, Viridiplantae, Streptophyta, Magnoliopsida, Fabales, Fabaceae. Gene Ontology annotation, molecular function: oxidoreductase activity. The record is from RefSeq and is a predicted model, not a curated record.
UUAGUGGUUCAAUUCACAACUCUCAAACAGUCUCUCUAGCUAUGGAGAUAGAAAAGAGACUCAUGCAUGCUGUUCAGUACAAUGCCUAUGGUGGGGGACCCCAUGCCUUAAAGCAUGUUGAAGUUCCUAUACCCAGUCCAAGUAAAGAUGAGGUUUUGAUAAAACUGGAAGCAGCUAGUAUAAAUCCACUUGAUUGGAAAAUACAGAAAGGAAUUCUGUGGCCAAUUGCGCCUAUCAAAUUUCCAUAUAUACCAUGUAUGGAUGUAGCAGGAGAGGUCAUGGAGGUUGGUAAAGGUGUUACAAAGUUCAAAGUUGGUGACAAAGUUGUAGGCUUAAUGAGUCCCUUUAAUGGUGGAGGACUAGCUGAGUUUGCAGUUGUUAAGGAGAGUGUCACUGCCUCAAGACCACCAAAAAUCUCAGCAUCCGAAUUCGCCGGCUUACCUAUUGCCGGUAUAACAGCUCUCCAAGCACUUUCCCAAACAAUUGGAAUCAAACUCGACGGAAGCGGUGAACGGAAAAACAUUUUGAUCACUGCUGCAUCAGGUGGUGUAGGCCACUAUGCAGUUCAGUUAGCAAAACUGGGCAACACUCAUGUGACGGCCACCUGUGGCGCUCGAAACAUCGACUUCGUCAAAAGCUUAGGAGCUGAUGAGGUGAUUGAUUAUAAGACAUCAGAAGGUGCUGCAUUAAAGAGUCCUUCCGGUAAGAAAUAUGAUGCAGUGAUUCAUUGUGCAAAUGAGUUUCCAUGGUCAAUUUUUGAGGCUAAUUUAAGCAUGAACGGUAAGGUGGUAGACAUAAGUCCUACACCUAGUUCAGUGAUGAGUUUUGCUCUUAAGAAACUUACCUUCCCCAAGAAGGAACUUGUGCCAUUGUUUCUACUUCCAAAUGGUAGGGACCUUGAAUAUCUUGUUGAUUUGGUUAAGCAAGGAAAACUUAGAACAGUUAUUGACUCAAAAUAUCCGAUAACAAAAGCUGAAGAUGGUUGGGCUAAGAGUAUUGAUGGUCAUGCAACUGGAAAGAUCAUUUUUGAAUUCUAAAUAUGCAGUAUGGUGCUCUAUAAUAUAUGCAUACAUUAUAUGAAUAAGUAUUCUUAGAAUACUCUUUUGUGUAGAUGAAUAAGCAAGGAAAACUUAAAACAGUUAUUGACUCCAAAUAUCGUCUAAAAAAAGCUGAAGAUGGUUGGGCUAAGAGUAUUGAUGGUCAUGCAACUGGAAAGAUCAUUUUUGAGUUCUGAAUAUGCAGUACGGUGCUCUAUAAUAUAUGCAUACACUACAUUAUAUGAAUAAGUAUUCUUAGAAUACCCUUUUGUGUUGAUGUUUCCAAUUUUGUAUUUUUAGCAUCUUUGAUAUUUUUUGUUUUCAAUAAGACUUUAUUUUAAUAA